UCGAAGAAGAAGAAGAAGCCAUCGAUCUGGAGCAGAAACCUCAAUAAUAUAUACAUGCUGACGUUGGCGACUUGCUAUUUGAACAGAUAAGUAAAUUUGCUUCGCGAUGGUUAAUAAAGAGAACGCCCUCAGUGUGGGCCAGCAGGUGAAGUGGAUCGGCUGCCACGACCCGCUCGAAUCGGUGAAGAAUCUCGAGCACAAGAACGUCUACUUCUACCAGAAGUGCAUCUACGGCCCGCUGACUUUGACGGUGGGCGACUACAUACUGGUUUCCAAUGCGGACGCAGCCGAACCGGACACUGUUAAUGGUUGCGACGUGGCCCGCAUCCUACACAUGUACGAACUGCGCGAGGUGACCGAUCGUGAGCCCUGCCGCGCCAUCGUUCAGUGGUACUCCCGUCCAAACGCCAUACCGCACGUCCACUUCGACGACGACAGCGUGUCCAUUGACUUCGGUUUGGAGGUGAUCGAGGAACAUCGACCAUACGACAACGACGUCGCUCUAGGCGCCAUCUACCGCAAGUGCAUCGUCCUGGAAGGCACCUCACACAACUCGGCGGGAGAGAUCCUCCAAAGCAAGUCGCAUAAGCUUAAGACCACGGCCUGCCCCAUGUUCGUCAGCCGGUACAAGUUCGUCAAGGUGAAGCGGCGCUAUCGCCUAAUUCCGUUGGAAAUUCACCUGGAGGAUCCGGAUGCAAAGCCGCUCUCCCGUUCAGAGCGGAAAUCGUUGGCUGCUCUGCAUGAAUCCAAACGUUCAUCAUCGGCCCGCAAGGAUGUUACCGCUAAGGAAGAAGCCACAAUGCAGAAGCGACGACGGGCCUCAAUGGCGGCGGCCAGUUCGCUGGAGUUCGUCGAUGUCAGUUACUUCAACUGCGAGAACAAGGUGUCGCCCAUCAAGAUCGUUGGCGGACGCAGUGUGGUUCGGCUGUCGGAGAAGAAAAAGAGUUCUGCCCAGGAGGAGAUCAAUGCCAACUAUCUACCGGCUUCGCCGCUCACAGAGAAGAAUGCCAAGGUCGAGACGCCCAAAUCUCGUGCCUCCGCCGCACGCCGCAACCUCAAUCUCAGCCUGGAUCGAGGAGCGGACAGCACAGCAGAUUCCGACUGCCUAAAUUACUCCAUUGUCCAGCAAACGCCAGAUCCGAAGACGCCCUCGAACGACAUGAAGAUUAAACUGCGCAUUUCGGAACGACGGCGUUCAGUACGUCUCGCCUCCAUAGACCACGACCCGCUGGAAAUCGUGGACGAAACCAAAGAAACUCCAAGCUCACGCAAGCGCUUGGGCGUAACCACUGGCGAUAUUUACCAUACACCCACCAAGAAGUCCAAGGAGCUGCUGCCGGGCACUGACUUGACGCCUUCAACGCGUCGUAAGAGUAUCCUAAAGUCAGCUACCAGUCGACUUGCUGAGGGCACUCCCAGACGCAGCAUUCAUCUCUCCAACAUUGUGGAGCAACGUGUGUUCAAGGACGAUGACAUUAUAUCCACCCCGAAAAGGGGACGCUCAAAAAGCAUCGAGGAUGAGGAUGAGGAUUACACGCCAAAGAAGUCUGUACAAAAGACACCAACGCGAACGCGCCGCAUGAGCACCACCACCAAACCAGCGACGACUCCCAGCAAAGGGACUACUACAAAUACAGCUACCGCAGCUGCUCCAAUGACGCCCUCGCAGAAGAUGAAAAAAAUAAGGGCCGGAGAGCUGAGUCCCAGCAUGCAACAGCGUACAGAUCGUCCGGUAAAGGAUUCCAGCAAAUCGCAACUGCAGUUGGCACGCGAGCAACUGCACGUGUCCGUGGUGCCAAAGAGCCUGCCCUGCCGGGAGCGGGAGUUCGAGAACAUUUACGCCUUCCUAGAGGGAAAGAUCCAGGACCAGUGUGGUGGCUGUAUGUACGUGUCUGGAGUGCCGGGCACCGGCAAAACGGCCACAGUAACCGGUGUAAUCCGCACCCUACAGCGUUUAUCCAAGCAAAAUGAGCUACCCGCCUUCGAGUUCCUGGAGAUCAACGGUAUGCGUUUGACAGAGCCGCGGCAGGCCUACGUUCAGAUUUACAAGCAGCUAACAGGCAAGACCGUUUCCUGGGAGCACGCGCACUCGUUGCUUGAGAAGCGCUUUACCACGCCGGCGCCACGAAGAGUUACCACAGUGUUGCUGGUCGAUGAGCUGGACAUUCUGUGCAACCGGCGUCAGGACGUUGUAUACAACUUGCUCGACUGGCCAACCAAGUCUGCGGCCAAGCUGGUGGUCGUCACCAUUGCCAACACCAUGGAUCUGCCUGAGCGCCUGCUCAUGGGCAAGGUCACCUCUCGACUGGGACUCACCCGUCUCACUUUCCAGCCGUAUACACACAAGCAGUUGCAGGAGAUCGUUACCGCUCGCUUGGGAGGCUCGGAGGCGUUCAAGGGCGAGGCUGUCCAGCUGGUGGCUCGCAAGGUGGCCGCCGUCUCUGGUGAUGCUCGUCGUGCCCUCGAUAUUUGUCGCCGCGCCACGGAAAUUGCCGAUACGGCCUCGGUCAAGUGUGUGACAAUGCUGCAUGUUCAGCAGGCUCUGGCCGAGAUGAUAGCCAGUGCCAAGGUGCAGGCCAUCAAAAAUUGCUCGCGACUGGAGCAGAUAUUUCUGCAGGCUGUUGCAGCGGAAGUCACACGCACCGGCGUCGAAGAGACCACCUUUAUGGGCGUCUAUACGCAGGUCGAGACAAUAGCUGCGUUCAUGGGCGUAACCCUACCAGCACCAGGACGUGCUCUUCGACUGUGUGCCAAGCUGGGCGCCGAGCGGCUCAUCAUUAGUGAGCACUCACGCAACGAUCUCUUUCAGAAGAUCCUGCUUAACGUCAGCGCUGACGACAUACACUACGCCCUCCGAGUGGGUGAGGUGAACUGAAAUUUUUCUUUGGACAACUCUGAAUAUGGUUUUAAGUUUGGUUUCAUUAUGUACGUUUUAAAAAAUAUUAUUU
Drosophila serrata is the source of this 2948-nucleotide messenger RNA. It is a transcript of the gene Orc1, whose product is annotated as origin recognition complex subunit 1. Gene Ontology annotation, cellular component: nuclear origin of replication recognition complex. Gene Ontology annotation, biological process: mitotic DNA replication checkpoint signaling; DNA replication initiation. NCBI's taxonomy places the organism in Eukaryota, Metazoa, Arthropoda, Insecta, Diptera, Drosophilidae. Gene Ontology annotation, molecular function: ATP binding; ATP hydrolysis activity; chromatin binding. The record is from RefSeq and is a predicted model, not a curated record.